AACAGUAGAAGGCGCUAUACACCAAUGGAAUGUAGGUUUUCAACCGGUGACCCAAAUGUUGACGCAAGGACAGUCAAAACAUGACUCGAAAUAUGUUUUACCGAGCUGCUAAUAUGUCCAACUCAGCAGGUUUACACUUCUAGCUGGGUCAAGGUUACUUUGCACGCAAACUCAAGCAGAGCCACUGACUGUCAGACAGCAAAACAAUGGAAUAAGGAGAAUAACCCUGAACAACCCUAAGAAGAGGAAUGCCCUGUCUCUGUCCAUGCUGGAAUCACUGAGAGGCAACAUCCUGGCAGACAUCGACAGCGACGACCUCAGAGUCAUUGUCAUAUCAGCUAAGGGACCAGUGUUCUCCUCUGGGCAUGACCUGAAGGAGCUGACGUCAGCACAGGGCAGAGAUUACCACACCAAGGUGUUUCAGGCCUGCUCAGAGGUUAUGACCCUGAUACAAGACAUUCCCGUGCCUGUGAUUGCCAUGGUGAAUGGGGUUGCCACAGCAGCAGGAUGCCAGCUUGUUGCCAGUUGUGACAUUGCCGUGGUGACGGAGAAGUCCACCUUCGCCACGCCAGGGGUCAACGUGGGUCUGUUCUGCUCAACACCAGCCGUGGCAAUAGGAAGAGCUGUCCCCAAGAAGGUCGCCAUGGAGAUGCUGUUCACGGGAAGCCCGAUCUCGGCCCAGGAUGCUUUGCUGCACGGGCUGGUCAGUAAGGUGGUUCCUGAGGAGCGUCUAGAGGAGGAGACGUUAGCCAUCGCACGGCGGGUCUGUCAGGCCAGCCGGCCCGUUGUAGCCCUUGGCAAGGCCACCUUCCACAGACAGAUGGCCCAGGGGCGGGAUGCGGCCUACGCUACAGCCUCUCGUGUCAUGGUGGAUAACCUGGCUCUCAGAGACGGACAGGAGGGGAUACGGGCCUUCAUAGAGAAACGGAAGCCUGUGUGGACAAACAAAGCAGAGAAGGCCAAUGACGAGUGAUGUCUGCUGGGCUGGCCUACCAUGGCCUGUGAGGGGUGCACAGGCUGGUGAGGGGUGCUCGAACCAGGGACCCUCUGCACACAUCAACAACUAACACCCUCAAAGCAUCGUUACCUAUCGCUCCACAAAAGCCACAACUAUUUCAAGGUCUCAGAGCGAGUGACGUCAUCGAUUUAAACACUAUUAGCGCGCACCCCGCUAACAUGCUAGCCAUUUCACACCAGUUACAUCAGCAGCCUCUGGAAUGGAGAGGGAGCCUGUGGAUGGUUGAGGUGUUAAACUCGACCCCAAUUGGUCCCGAACCCAUCACAGAACACAAGUGCUCGAGGAGGACAUUUUGAAAUUAAAUCCCUGUUGAUUAUUGUUGUGAUCUGAUGAAGGGAUACUGCAGGGCUGUCUUCAUGUAUGCCCUUAGGAGGGGGUGAGGUGAAAGGUCUUGGAAAGGUAGAAACUUGAGAUACACCCAUAGUCAAGGGACUCACACAGGACAUAGAUUGGGAACUUCUUGUGAGACAGAAUGUAAAUGUUUAAAGGGGCAAUCUGCAGUUGAAACAAUUAAAAAGCGGUCACCCCGCCACUGAUUUGGUAAAAAGCUGAUGGAUGGGACUGGAGAAAUGUAACCACUCUAAAAUUCAUAGACAGAGCUAUGGAUGCAAGGACUGACCGUCCAUGAGAUACACAUGUGUUUUGAGGCUAUACAUUAUUUACAAAGGCGUAAAACAAGCUUAUAUUUGUGUUGCUGAUAGGGUAAGACAAUAGAACUAAGCUCAUGAGGAAUGUAUUAAGUUUUAUUCUACAAAAAUCAAUGGGUAUAUAAAGUGCAUUCGGAAAGUAUUCAGACCCGUUGACUUUUUCUAAAUUUGGUUAUGUUACAGCCUUAUUCUAAAAUGGAUUUGUUUUUUUCCCCCCUCAUCAAUCUACACACAAUACCACAUAAUUACAAAGAAAAACAGGUUAUAAUUUUUUGCAAUUGUAUUAAAAAUAAACUGAAUUUUGACAUUUA
Molecule: messenger RNA, 1976 nt
Organism: Salmo salar (Atlantic salmon)
Lineage: Eukaryota; Metazoa; Chordata; Actinopteri; Salmoniformes; Salmonidae
Product: enoyl-CoA hydratase domain-containing protein 3, mitochondrial
Cellular component (GO): mitochondrion
Molecular function (GO): hydro-lyase activity
Source: RefSeq, a predicted model, not a curated record